AUGAUGGAGCCUGUUCCUGAUCCCUGCUACACGUGCCGCAACCGGCGCAUCCAGUGCGACCAGUCUGGUGUGCCCUGCGGCAAGUGCGAGAAGGCCGGCCUGGAAUGUCUUGACAAACGGCCCUUUCGAUGGGUCAAGGGCGUCGCUAUCCGCGGGAAGAUGCAAGGGCGAUCAUAUGAGAAUGCGGGGCUCUCUUUUACGGCACAACAUGCACCCGUGUCGGCGAAGCGCGCUUUGAUUCAGUCUUCGCAGUGUCGUCUUGGCAGAUCUAAUGGCGCUUCCGGCACUUCACUGAGUAUACCAUUUAAUUUGCAAGAUCCAUCCACGUUGCAUCUGGACCCAACAUCUAAAUACUAUAUUGAUUAUUGUGAAUAUCCCCACCGUUGUCUCCGUCUCUUCUAUUUACUGACAGACUUCACAGACAAUGAACGCAUUUGCAAACUUUUCAUCGUGUACGAUAGCGACAAGAACCCAUUCAGAAACCUCAUCCCUCUGGGCAUGAAGGAUCCCGUACUGCUGAAAGCUCUCUUAGCGAUGGCGGCACGUCACCGUGCCAACACCGGCCAACCUUUCCACCAACUCGAUAAACCCAUCUCGCCCAGCCUGAUCAAUGCAAACCGUGAUGCGCUUCUCUUCAAGCACCAAGCCAUGGAAUCACUAUCACAUUCCAUACGCGACAAGGACCUUUCUAACCAGGACACCACGGUGGCCAGUAUUUUCUUGUUAAUCUUUCUGGACCUCCUGGAGUCCGGAAGUGACGGGUGGAAUUUUCACCUGGAAGGUGCCAAGAACCUGAUUGCUUCCACCUACAAACAUUCCGAGAACCAGGCUGUGAUCAAUGAUGGGCCCGGUGAGACAGUGCGAGAGAUUCGACAUUUUAUCUUGAAGCAGAUUUACCUGAUUGAAACUCUCGGUGCGACUUUCUUGCGCCCUAAACUAUUGUCUCAAGUUGCUUCUUUCGACCAGCGAGAACCCCAGCUUCAGGAGACCAUUGAAAAAUCGUUCCUUGGAUGUCCUGAAUACAUUCUCAUGGCUAUCCAACAGCUUUCAAUGCAAAGAGACAGCAUUGCAGGUUCCAGACCUCUCGCUAGUGAUACCGUCAGAUCCCAUACCCGGGAUACUACAAUACUACUAGAACUCGUCCGGAAUUUUGACAGCUAUGCUUGGGCAUCGAAUGCCCAACGAUCACGAACCACUUCACCGCAGGAAAUUGCCAACCUAUGCACAUUAUCCGAAGCGUAUAAAUUCGGCGCUCUCCUGUACGGCAGACGUAUCCUUGACUCUGUGACAGGGGAGUUCACUGACCAGGAUGACAAAGUCGUCGAGCUUUUGGGUAUGGCUGACUCCUUGAAGGAAGAUGAGGCCUUGUUCAAGUGCGUUCUCUGGCCAAUGUUUGUUGCUGGCCUUGAGUCUCAAUGGCAGGCCCAAAGAGACUUCCUCGUUGGCUGCAUGGAGAGGUUCUGGGAUAUUACGAGUUGCUUAAACGCUGUCAAUGCGACAAAGAUCCUGCAGGAGUACUGGCAGAAAGAAAGCUCACCGGGCGAAAUGCGGUCUGAAUGGAUCUUCAAAAUCGGUCGCCUGGGCCGCGACUGGCUCUGGAUAUAA
This is a messenger RNA of Penicillium cinerascens, 1605 nucleotides long. RefSeq names its product Zn(II)2Cys6 transcription factor. Gene Ontology annotation, biological process: positive regulation of transcription by RNA polymerase II. The transcript is spliced from 3 exons. The record is from RefSeq and is a predicted model, not a curated record. Gene Ontology annotation, molecular function: zinc ion binding; DNA-binding transcription factor activity, RNA polymerase II-specific; transcription cis-regulatory region binding. NCBI's taxonomy places the organism in Eukaryota, Fungi, Ascomycota, Eurotiomycetes, Eurotiales, Aspergillaceae. Gene Ontology annotation, cellular component: nucleus. The coding region runs from base 1 to 1605 and encodes 534 amino acids.